Molecule: messenger RNA, 966 nt
Organism: Dissoconium aciculare CBS 342.82
Lineage: Eukaryota; Fungi; Ascomycota; Dothideomycetes; Mycosphaerellales; Dissoconiaceae
Exons: 1
Coding region: 1-966 (321 amino acids)
Source: RefSeq, a predicted model, not a curated record
AUGAGCAGCAACCAUGCGACAACGAAUAUAGGUCUAUUGACACCACUCGGAAACGGAAUGCGGAGGACUUCGGGCGAGGCACUUGGCUCGCAAAAGAUGAGGGAACAAUCGCCAACGCCAUCACUCAACGGCAAUGCGACUUUCGCCGCCAUGAAUGCAUCACCGAGCGCGGAAAAUAACCAGUGGAGCUCUGCUGUGGGCCACGCGACGACUGGCGGUAAAUCUGGGCGGGUUAUCGAGAAGCUCAUGACGGAGAAUGAUAGGCUAAAGAGAGAGCUGAAUGAGCAGGUCAUCAAGGCGGAGGAAUUGCAAAGAAGCAUGCAAAUGUACAAGCCGAAGAUCGAUGCGUUGCAAGCAGAGAAUGACAACCUGAGCCAUGCUAGGGGCGUGGACUCGGCCCUGAUUUCGCGGCGAGACCGAAAAAUCGAUGAGCUAAAGGCAGAUUUGACGCAAGAGAGGCAGCGCCGCGCAGCAAUUGAACAACGGUCACGGAAUCUCGAGCGGGAACGCGACGAAGCAGUCGAGGAGAAGAACCGAAACAUUCAGACGUUGACAGAGAGUACAAAGCACGCUAUCGUCCACGCACAGAUCCUUGAGACAAGUCAUAAGCAGCUUUCCGCAGAAUACCGGGCCCGGUUCGAAGCCUCAAAAAAGGAUCUUACAGCUCUACGAGAAGAGCGAGAAGACCAUCGAAGUCGUCUCGCUAGGCUAGAUGUUGUCAACGAUCAAAUGAGACAAGAGCUCGAGCGAACAAAGAAAUCACAUAACGAGAUGGUGGCCGUGUGGGAGGAAUAUCAGGAGACCUCCCAGGAAACACUGCAAUCUAUGGAUCGGCGAUCGGCGAUCGAGACCGAUCGUGUGCGAAAGUUGAACGAGGAAAUGACGGAAGUUGUUCAUGAAAUGCGAUGGGUCAUGGGUCUGAAGAAGAAUCUUCGGGUGGACAGCAAAAGUGGUCCUGCGCCAUGA